Pseudopipra pipra is the source of this 1091-nucleotide messenger RNA. RefSeq names its product zinc finger protein 239-like. Gene Ontology annotation, molecular function: RNA polymerase II cis-regulatory region sequence-specific DNA binding; DNA-binding transcription factor activity, RNA polymerase II-specific. NCBI's taxonomy places the organism in Eukaryota, Metazoa, Chordata, Aves, Passeriformes, Pipridae. Gene Ontology annotation, cellular component: nucleus. The transcript has 2 exons. The record is from RefSeq and is a predicted model, not a curated record. Gene Ontology annotation, biological process: regulation of transcription by RNA polymerase II. The coding region runs from base 100 to 867 and encodes 255 amino acids.
GUGGUCCAUGAGCAGCCUCUAAGCAGGGAUAAGCCCUUCAGGUGCUUGGAAUGUGGGAAGAGCUUCAACCGUAGCUCCACCCUGCUCCAACACCAGCACAUGCACACUGGGGAACGGCCCUACACGUGUGGGGAAUGUGGGAAGAGCUUCAGCCGUAGCUCCAAUCUCUGCACCCACCGUCGCAUCCACACUGGAGAACGGCCCUACAAGUGCUUUAAAUGUGGGAAGAGGUUUCAGACCAGCUCAAAUCUCCUCCUGCAUGAGCAGACACACACGGAUGAGAGGCCCUUCCGCUGCAUGGACUGCGGGAAGGGAUUCAAGCGGAACUCCAACCUCCUCACCCACGGGCGCAUCCACACUGGGGAGAAACCCUACAAGUGUGGAGAGUGUGGGAAGAGCUUUAGCCGAAGCUCUCAUCUGCUCCGCCACCAGCACAUCCACACUGGAGAACGGCCCUACACCUGUGGGAAAUGUGGGAAGAGCUUCAGUGACAGCUCCAACCUCCGCAGUCACCAGCGCAUCCACACUGGAGAACGGCCCUACACAUGUGGGGAAUGUGGGAAGAGCUUCAGGGAGAGCUCCACCCUCCAUGUCCACCAGCGCAUCCACACCGGGGAAAGGCCCUACAAGUGCUUGGAUUGUGGGAAGAGGUUUCAGACCAGCUCAUAUCUCCUGAAGCACAAGCAGGCACAUACAGGGAAGUGGGCCUUCCACUGCACUGACUGUGGGAAGGGGUUCAACCAGAACUCCAACCUUGUCACCCACCAGCACAUCCACACCGGGCAGAGGCCCUACAAGUGUGGGGAGUGUGGGAAGAGCUUUCCCCAGAGCUGUCACUUGACCAGACACCAACGGACCCACCGAUAAUAGAACCCCGGUGAGUGCCCCGACUGUGGGAAGAGCUUCGGCCGCUGCUUCCACCCCAAAUGAACCCCCUGAUGGUGAGGCAACCCCUGGAGUCCAGUGACUGUCAGUCCAUCCCUUUCGACCAGAAAGGGCCAGUCCCCUUUCCCAGUGGCUGGUUCUUGCAACAGAACCCUUCUUGGGGUGUCAGUCCUGGAAGUUUAGAGCAGAGAUCUCCCCACCAGCAU